Molecule: messenger RNA, 1398 nt
Organism: Otolemur garnettii (small-eared galago)
Lineage: Eukaryota; Metazoa; Chordata; Mammalia; Primates; Galagidae
Gene: BRS3
Product: bombesin receptor subtype 3
Exons: 3
Coding region: 150-1340 (396 amino acids)
Biological process (GO): bombesin receptor signaling pathway
Cellular component (GO): membrane
Molecular function (GO): bombesin receptor activity
Source: RefSeq, a predicted model, not a curated record
GAGUAUCCGGAUGUCUUGGGUUUUCUUCCCAUUCUGUUCUGUUCUGUUCUCCUAGCACCAUCUCAUUACUAGACGUAGGCACUAGACGUGACAAUCAACUGCAUUUGAACUGAGCAGAAGAAAUAUUGAAGACACAGUCUUCAGAAGAAAUGUCUCAAAGGCAGCCUCAAUCACCUAAUCAGACUUUUAUUUCAAUCACAAAUGACACAGAAUCAAGCUCUGUGGUUUCUAACGAUACCACAAAUAAAGGACGGACCGGGAGCAACUCUCCAGGAAUAGAAGCAUUGUGUGCCAUCUAUAUUACUUAUGCUGUGAUCAUUUCAGUGGGCAUCCUUGGAAAUGCUAUUCUCAUCAAAGUCUUUUUCAAGACCAAAUCCAUGCAAACAGUUCCAAAUAUUUUCAUCACUAGCCUGGCUUUUGGAGAUCUUUUACUUCUGCUAACUUGUGUGCCUGUAGAUGCAACCCACUACCUUGCAGAAGGAUGGCUGUUCGGAAGAAUUGGUUGUAAGGUGCUUUCUUUCAUCCGGCUCACUUCUGUUGGUGUGUCGGUGUUCACGUUAACAAUUCUCAGCGCUGACAGAUAUAAGGCAGUUGUGAAGCCCCUUGAGCGGCAGCCCUCUAAUGCCAUCCUGAAGACUUGUGCAAAAGCUGGCUGCGUCUGGAUCGUGUCUAUGAUAUUUGCUGUCCCAGAAGCUAUAUUUUCAAAUGUUUAUACUUUUCGAGAUCCCGACAAAAAUACAACAGUUGAAUCGUGUGUCUCUUAUCCUGUCUCUGAGAAACUCCUGCAAGAAAUACAUUCUCUGCUGUCCUUCCUAGUGUUCUACAUUAUUCCACUGUCCAUUAUCUCUGUCUAUUAUUCUUUGAUUGCUAAGACUCUUUACAAAAGCACCUUGAACAUACCUACUGAGGAACAAACCCAUGCUCGCAAACAGAUUGAAUCCCGGAAGAGAAUUGCCAGAACGGUCUUGGUGUUGGUGGCUCUGUUUGCUCUCUGCUGGUUGCCAAAUCACCUCCUGUAUCUCUACCACUCUUUCACUCAUCAAACCCAUGCAGACUCCUCUCCCGUGCAUUUUAUUAUCACCGUUUUCUCUCGGGUUCUGGCUUUCAGCAAUUCUUGUGUAAAUCCCUUUGCUCUCUACUGGCUGAGCAAAACCUUCCAGAAGCAUUUUAAAGCUCAGCUAUUCUGUUGCAAGGCUGAGCUGCCCGAGCCUCUUCCUGCUGACACCCCUCUUAACAACCUGGCUGUGAUGGGCAGGGUCCCGGGCACUGGGAGCACACAGGUGUCUGAAAUUAGUGUGACCCUGUUCCCCGGAUGUAGCGAGAAGGAGGACGUAGUCUAGCCUUUCAGUCAAAAACGGUAUUUCUCCUCCCAGCGUGUGUACCCAACCCUAAAUUGUG